AUGGCCGUCUGGACGCCUUCCGUUGAAUCUGUUCCCCUCUACCGAAAUAGGCGUAUUGUCCUUCGUCGACGGCGAUUUUGUAUGGGAAACUGUGUUAAGCAUUACAGGCAAGUCCGGUUUUUCGAGACUGGGGAGAAGGGAAUUAACUUGAUUGGUGGUCAAAAGAACGUUAAAACCAUCUCGCACACCGCGGAUGAGUUUGAGGCAUGCUACGUGGAAUCCGAGGCCUCCAGACGGUCUGUUGACACCCGUCACCCGUACGACGGCCAUCUCCAUCCCCGUACCGUCCUUGUCGAGAUCCCAAAGGAAACACUAACGGGACGGGGGACGGACGAGACUUACCCGUUUACCACCCGUCCAGUAGACGGCCGUUCCCGUCCAGACGGACGGACUUGA
Laccaria bicolor S238N-H82 is the source of this 396-nucleotide messenger RNA. RefSeq lists its product as uncharacterized. Bases 1 to 396 code for a protein of 131 amino acids. The transcript has 6 exons. The record is from RefSeq and is a predicted model, not a curated record. NCBI's taxonomy places the organism in Eukaryota, Fungi, Basidiomycota, Agaricomycetes, Agaricales, Hydnangiaceae.